GGUAGGAGCAAGGAAAGCAAGAUUGUUCAUGUUCAAACAACAAAGCCAAACAGCACCAGACUUUCUGAUGCUGUUAAAGCUAAGAGCAAAGAGCUGCAGCCACAGAUUGGACCACUUCCUGUUUAUAAAGUUCCUCUGAAGGAGGAGAACAUCAGAAUAAAUGGAUGCAGGUUCUUCAGGUUUGGAGAACCUGCUGCUAAACAAAGUCGCACCAUCAUGGUUCUUGGAGCUACAGGUGCUGGGAAGUCAACUCUCAUCAACGGGAUGAUAAAUUACAUUCUAGGUGUUCAAUGGUCAGACUCGUAUCGGUUCAUCUUAGUGGACGAUGGUCAAACAAAAUCCCAAGCUCACAGUCAGACCUCUGAGGUCACUGUGUACAAACUCAACCACAGAGAGGGAUUUCAGGUUCCCUUCUCUCUGACCAUCAUAGACACUCCAGGCUUUGGAGACACCAGAGGAAUAGAGAGAGACAGGGAGAUCACAGAGCAGCUCUGUAACCUCUUCACUAGUAAAGACGGGGUCAGUGAGGUUGAUGCUGUGUGUUUUGUAGCUCAGGCUGCUUUAGCUCGUCUCACACCAAAACAGAAAUAUAUCUUUGAUUCCAUUCUCUCCAUCUUUGGCAAAGAUAUAGCAGAAAACAUCAGGAUCCUGGUGACAUUUGCAGAUAGUCAGAAGCCUCCAGUUCUAGAAGCAAUCAAAGCUUCAGGCGUACCAAGUCCGAAAGGGGAAGAUGGUCUUCCAGUUCACUUCAAAUUUAACAACUCUGCUCUGUUUGCUGACAAUAAAUCCUCUGCAGCAGAGACUCAGAGUGAUGAUGACGAUGGAAACUUUGAUCAGAUGUUUUGGAACAUGGGAACAAAAAGCAUGAAAAGGUUUUUUGCUGCUCUAAAUCAGAUAGAAACCAAAAGUUUGACUCUGACCAAUGAGGUCCUGAGAGAAAGACAACAGCUCGAGGUUUCAGUGGAAAAUCUGCAGCAUCAGGUUAAACUUGGUUUGGCCAAACUGGAGGAGAUCAGAGAGAUUAGAGAAAAAAUCAAAGAGCAUGAAGCUGAGAUCAGUAGAAAUGAGAAAUUUAAGUUUGAGGUCACUGUGAAAAAACCGAUACAAUUUGAUAUCUCAGGUUCUGGGAACUACAUUACCAACUGUCAGCAGUGCCACUUCACCUGUCAUUACCCUUGUCCAAUACCAAAUGAUGCUGAUAAAAGAAAAAGUUGGGCGAUGGACAGAAAUGGAUACUGCACUCAGUGUCCAGGGAAAUGUUACUGGAACGUUCAUUUCAACCAAAAGUACAGGUGGGAUUAUAAAGAUGUUAUAGAGAAACGGACAGUCGCAGACCUGAAAGCUAAUUAUGAAAAGGCCACAGGGCAGAAGAUGACUGUAGAGGGACUAAUGAGAAAACUACAGGCUGAAUAUGAUAUGCAGAAAGAGGUGAAUAAAUUAAUAGACAAAUCAGCAAAGUGUCUGAACAGACUGAAGGAGAUAGCACUGAAGCCCAAUCCUCUCACCACUUCAGAGUACAUUGAUCUGCUGAUUGAAGGAGAGAAACAGGAAGCAAAACCAGGCUGGAAACAACGGAUUCAGUCACUGAUGGAGAUGAAACAAAAAGCAGAAGUCAUGGCUAAAGUGGAGAAAGGAGAAAAACCUCUCCUCCAAUAAGAGUCACUUGAUCUGAGGUCUUAAAUCUGCAGAUUGUCCCAAAGUCAUUUAGAUUUUAGUUCUUACAACUCUCUUUGCUUUUAUUUAAAGCUCUUUGCUUUGUUUGAAACAGGAAAUAUAAAUCCUUCAUAAAUGAUUUUAUCAGAAUCAAUGUAUUUGGGGAAGCUAGUCUGACUCUUAUUACUCUGAUACAUCAGAAAAACAUUAAAAAUAUUUUUCUGUUUCCUGGUUUAUGUGUAAUAUAAGAAUCAUAAUUAAAUUCAUUUUUGCUCCUAA
This is a messenger RNA of Poeciliopsis prolifica (blackstripe livebearer), 1932 nucleotides long. RefSeq lists its product as uncharacterized. The record is from RefSeq and is a predicted model, not a curated record. NCBI's taxonomy places the organism in Eukaryota, Metazoa, Chordata, Actinopteri, Cyprinodontiformes, Poeciliidae. The annotation marks the transcript as partial. The transcript has a single exon. Gene Ontology annotation, molecular function: GTP binding.